GCUCGGAGGGGCGGAACAUGGCCCUUUGGUUCAGGCUAAAGCUCCGUGGUUUGGCUGAGAUUCUCCGCAGAAGUGGUCCUCUUCAGGCCCAGUUCACUCACAGAACCAGUCUUUCUCUGCUUGUCCAGAAGCGGUCAUGUCAAACUCAGACAGGGUUGUUUUGGCUCUGGGAGGAGCGGGGACGGUGGGUUCUGGUAUAGUCAAAGCCCUGCUGGAUAAAGGUUUUAAAGUUGCAGUGAUCUCCAGAGACAGCAGCAGACUGGAGAGACUUCAGACCUUAGUCACUCCCAACACCAAGGAGAAUCUCAUCACUGUGGUGGGAAAUGUGGGCUCAGAAGAUGGAGCAGAACAGGCAAAGCAGGUUCUGCUGAAGCAGGUGGGGAAGGUGACCGAUAUCGUUUCUUCUCUGGGCUUCAGCUGGUGGCAGGGCGGCCCCCCACACACCCAGUCCCUCAAGGACCUGCAGUGGGUAAUUGAGACAUUGCUGUUCAGCACGUUUGUGUCCUGGAAGACUUUUUUCCCGUUGGUGAGGGACAACUCCGACUACAGCUACACCUUCAUCACAGGAGGAGCAGGAGAGAAGCUGCUGAUGCCAGGGACUGGCUUCCUGACGGUGGGGGCUGCCAGCGCUCUGGCGUUCUGCCAGGUGCUACGAGAGGAAUACCCCGAGGUGCCCUGCAAACUCAACCAGGUAAAGAUCAACAUUGGUGUAGUGACUCCAGAGCGCAUGGUACCUGGCUACCUGAACCACCUGGACCUGGGCGCAGCAGUCGCAGCCCUGGUGGAAAGAGGAAGCACCUCCCACUCUGUGUUCACCAUCAGCAGCCCUGCAGACUUAAAGACUGUGCUUCUGGAGGGGAACCAUUAGAGAACCGUGUCCCUUCAGAACCUUACAUCCAGCUGCCUCUGCUCCGGGGUUCUUCUUCACAAACACAUUCUAACAGCUUUGCUUGUUUCAUGUGUUAUGUAAUAAUGUCCUUCAUGUUCAAAGAUGAUCAGGUCAUGUUUUUGCAUGUGAUGUUUUAAUAUCUAAAUGUUUCUGCACAAGUUUCCAUGUUGACAUCCACAGCAAAUAUGAUACCUUUUUGCAGAUUAUUAGAAACGUCUUGUAUAAGAACAGAUUUCUUAAGGAACCAACAGCAGCACUGAGAUGUCUGAUAAGUUUCUUAGGUCAGAAGUUUAAAUAUACUCUUUACAGGAAUGGAGAUCAUUUAUUUAGAGCUAUUAAAGACCAAUUUAAACUGG
Girardinichthys multiradiatus is the source of this 1245-nucleotide messenger RNA. RefSeq lists its product as uncharacterized. Gene Ontology annotation, biological process: fatty acid beta-oxidation. The coding region runs from base 137 to 868 and encodes 243 amino acids. Gene Ontology annotation, molecular function: 2,4-dienoyl-CoA reductase (NADPH) activity. NCBI's taxonomy places the organism in Eukaryota, Metazoa, Chordata, Actinopteri, Cyprinodontiformes, Goodeidae. Gene Ontology annotation, cellular component: mitochondrion. The transcript is spliced from 6 exons. The record is from RefSeq and is a predicted model, not a curated record.